Molecule: messenger RNA, 1638 nt
Organism: Wickerhamiella sorbophila
Lineage: Eukaryota; Fungi; Ascomycota; Dipodascomycetes; Dipodascales; Trichomonascaceae
Product: Transcription factor tau subunit
Exons: 1
Coding region: 1-1638 (545 amino acids)
Biological process (GO): transcription by RNA polymerase III
Cellular component (GO): transcription factor TFIIIC complex
Molecular function (GO): protein binding
Source: RefSeq, a predicted model, not a curated record
AUGGGGCCUGCACGUCGAAGAGCCCAGGAAUCGUCUGACGAGUUUGAGGAGUCUAGUUCGGAAAGUGACUUCAAUCCCGAAGAAGACGAGGUGAGCCCGCCUCCUCAAUUGAUGCCCACAAAGACUCGUAAAAGUAGACGGGGCCAGCCUGUUGAAAACGCGGUAAUUGCCCAAGAACCACCUGCUUUCAAGCGCGAAUCGUCAGCUAAACCUGGUUCUAAAGAUAGUUUGCGUGAUAGAUUUGAAUUUUUCUUCACUAGCGAUGAGAAAAGACUCGUGAAAGCGGUUCGAGAUCGGAUCACCUGGGGUCAUAUUCCGUUUGCGCCAGAUCGGAGCCUGUAUUCGGUCUUGGCUCCCGAAAAGGGCUCACAUAUUUCCUCUUUUGCUAGUGUGAAUUUAACUGGAGCACCUGCUCCUCCUUCUGGCUCUCCAAUUGUGUUCGAAGACGCGACCCUGUAUCCCGGCUUGACUCACCAAGCAAAGCGCGUCCUGCUUGCUAACUUUGGGCAUCCGGUUUCCUGUAUCGCUUGGGCACCUUAUCAUGAAGAUGAUUCGCAAUUUUUGGCGUUGGGAAUCGUUUCUGGCCAAAAAUCGCCCCUAGAUCGCAAUGCGGUUGACCCUGAUCUGGCAGUUUUUUCAGAGACUGGCGACCUGCCGGCAAUUUUUUAUAUUUAUUCUUUCAAUCCGAGCACUGAAGCAUUGAACCUUCUCGCUACUUUUUCCUGCAACUUUGGCCCGGUUGUAUCUUUUGCUUGGCGGCCAGUUGAGUCGUCAAGGGAAUUGGCUGUGGUGUUUCAACGCGGCCAAAUGGCACUUAUCAAGGCCGAUGAGAGCGGCUCAUUCCAGAUAGAGGACAACGUUUUCCAGCUGCCUUCGAAAAUUACGUGUUGUGCUUGGAGGUCUUGCGAUGAGCUGGUGGUAGGAACUUUAGCAGGAGAAUUGGCUGAGUUUAAGGUGGAUGAUGGAACGGCGCCUUCGUACGUUUACACUUUUUCUUCUUCACCAAUCUCUGCUAUCCAAACCUGCUACCCGGAUAAUUCUAAUUUUGUAUUCUUCUCGUCUAUGGAUGGUUACAGCAAGAUUGUGGACGUUCGUGACCUGCGUCAUGUUCGGGCAACCGUAUCUCAAAGGGCGCGGACUUUUUACACGCAGGCGGCUUGGAGUCCCUUUGUGAAUUCGUUUGUUUCUUGUGACGAUAGCGUAUUGAGUCGCUUGGUGCCGUUGAUCCAUUCUGAGGUAAUUCUUCUUGGUCUCAAUAUGACGCGACACAAGAGCACUGUGACGGCGUUGGCGGCCUCUCCUGUUCAUCCUAUGGUUCUUACCGGGGGCAUUGAUGGUUCGGUGCGUAUCGCGAAUGCAGUGACCCGGGCAAUGGUUGUGAAGAGAGCUGCAAAGCCACCGACAGAAGCCAUCGUCUGGACUCUAGAGUGCAGUGAAGCAACGUCCACUUAUCGAUUCGUGGAGAACCUUGCAGUAGAACCUCUCGGAAAACCCCCUGCGGCGAGUGAGAAGCUUGUAUUGUUCCCAAAAACAUGUACGAUUACCUCUAUUGAUUGGAUUGUGUCUAGGGCCCAUGGCGGGUGGUAUGCGGCUGCGACUGCUAGCGGGUUGGUCCGGAUAGAAUGCUUGGAUCAAUAA